This is a messenger RNA of Eurytemora carolleeae, 1888 nucleotides long. Its product is annotated as THUMP domain-containing protein 3. The transcript is spliced from 11 exons. NCBI's taxonomy places the organism in Eukaryota, Metazoa, Arthropoda, Copepoda, Calanoida, Temoridae. Gene Ontology annotation, biological process: tRNA methylation. Gene Ontology annotation, molecular function: RNA binding; tRNA (guanine) methyltransferase activity. The coding region runs from base 542 to 1750 and encodes 402 amino acids. The record is from RefSeq and is a predicted model, not a curated record.
CUAAACGCACACUCACACUAUUCUUGUAAGCUCAUGCAUGAAUUGUGGGCCAAAAACGACAUCAUUGAUAUAAACCUUAAAAGACUGUCAUUUAAAAAAAUAUAUAACUAAUAUAAUUAUAUUUAAAUUACAUUUUUUUAUUAACUUUUUUCACGGCGUAAAAAAAAAUUAUGAUUGCUUUUAUGAUUAAGAACCUGUGAUUAAGCAAUAAAUCUUCACAAAAUGCCCUGAAGAAGACAUGUAGUUGAAUAUUUUAAUUAAAGACUGCUAAUUCCAUUAGACUCAAGUAAAUCGAUUUCACACUUAUAAUACCUUCUUUAUUGAACAAUAAUAUAUAACUUAUUUCUUCUUUAAUAACUGAUUUAAUGUGAUUUAACACAAAUUCUAUAAACGUAUACGUAUUACAGUAAUUAUUUAAUUAUAUAUUGGUUUAAUUUUAUGAAAAAUUGAAAUGUUUUUAAAAAUUUCUGUUAAAUCUAACAGACAUAAAUUUAUGAAAGGUAAAAAAUCCUAGCAAAAUUUAGUUUGUUUUCAGGACAAAAUGGCGGAGCCGCUAAACCUAACCGGUUUUGUGGGUUUGGACCCGAACACGUCUGAGAUCUGUACUAUAGAAGCAUCUUGUGUUACGGGAUUUGAACCAAUGGCACAAGAAGAGAUUCAGGAAAUUUUAGGAUCUUCUGGAACAGUGCACAGAGGUCGGGUGGUCUUUGACCUCCCAGUUUCAAGGAUCAAGGAGGUUCUGACCCUGAGGACGGUGAACAACCUCUGGGUCAUGGUUGGACAUACACACAAGUUUGUAUACCCGGAGAAAGCAGAGGAGCAAUUAAUUGCUCUAGCUGACUUUGCUGGAGGUCUAGACUGGAGCAAAGGAUUGGAUACAUGGAGCAAAGCAUUUGAUUUCAAGGGAAAUCUAUACCCAACACAAGCUGGAGAAAAUACUGAACAGGUCGCAGAAUCUGAGAGAAUUCCUAGCUUUCGUUGUAGUUGUUACAGAUCUGGAACUAACCAUGCGUUUAAAUCCUCGGACGCUCAAAUUACUGUCGGAGGAAGAAUCCAAGAUAAAUUUUUAUGGAACGUGAAGAUGAAAAACUACGAUAUUGAGGUUGUGAUGAACUGUGAUGUGGAUCAAGUAUAUGUAGGAGUUGCUCUCAACAAUUCAUCUCUCUUUAAUAGAACAUUAUCACAUUUUGGACCGACCAGCCUGAGACCAACAAUUUGCGCGGCAAUGGUGCGCUUAGCAAAGGUUAAAGUUGGAGAAAUAGUUUUGGAUCCCAUGUGUGGAGGUGGAUCCAUACCGUUGGAGGGAUCACAGAUGGAUUCUCAUGCAUUUUAUCUAGGUGGAGAAAUACACGACAAAGCUAUCAUGCGUACCCGGAACAACCUGACUGACCUGUGUGCGCGGAUGGAUCUGAAGCAUGGAACUAAAAUGGAUUGCUUGCAGUGGAGCGCGUUGAACCCCUGCCUCCGGGAUAACUCCGUCGAUGUGAUCAUUACUGACCUCCCGUUCGGGAAACGGAGCGGGUCAAAGGCAGACAACAGGGUUCUCUAUCCGCAAACAUUAAAAGCUAUGGCUCGUAUAGUUAGACCAGAAACUGGCAGAGCUGUUCUACUCACACAGGACAAAACCUCGAUGUUUAAGACGAUGGGUUCUGUCUCCAAGUACUGGAAACUUCAGAAGAAUUUCUCCUGUAAUAUCGGAGGAUUAACCGCUCUAAUAUUCAUGUUUCAACGAACUAUGGAGUCGCCGUAGCAAUCCUUAGUAUAAUAAUUAUGAUAUGAAUUUUAACAUUAACUUAAAAUGGCGGUCAUGGUGCCUAAAUUUUAAGAACAUGAAGCGCGCUUAUGUGUUAUGCCCCGCAACAUUUUGAACGGUUUUUCAUAUUUUCAG